Molecule: messenger RNA, 289 nt
Organism: Dentiscutata erythropus
Lineage: Eukaryota; Fungi; Glomeromycota; Glomeromycetes; Diversisporales; Gigasporaceae
Source: the annotation of a GenBank genome assembly
AUGAAUCGUUUUACAAACGCCAUAAUAAUACCAGAUGAUGAUGAUAAAAUUAUUGACACCUCUACUGUCGAAGGCAAUACUGUUGAAACACCAGUGAAUAUAAUUGAUGAUGAAACUGAUUCUAAUUUGACAAACGAAGAAACAGGAUCUCAAGAUGAUUUCAAUUUGGCUGAUAAUAUUUGGAAUACUGACACAGAGGAGUUGCAGGAGCCUAAUAAUCAAAUACUACAUGAGUCAGAUGGUUGGAAUAUUGAUAUGACAGAUGAGUUGCAAGAAUCUAAUAAUCAAG